Molecule: messenger RNA, 4241 nt
Organism: Tachyglossus aculeatus (Australian echidna)
Lineage: Eukaryota; Metazoa; Chordata; Mammalia; Monotremata; Tachyglossidae
Gene: FGD3
Product: FYVE, RhoGEF and PH domain containing 3
Exons: 17
Coding region: 250-2541 (763 amino acids)
Biological process (GO): cytoskeleton organization; filopodium assembly
Cellular component (GO): cytoplasm
Molecular function (GO): metal ion binding; guanyl-nucleotide exchange factor activity
Source: RefSeq, a predicted model, not a curated record
AAUUGUAUUGUAUUAGUACCUCCUAAGCCUGUCCAUCUCAAACCUGUUGGAUGGAAAAGAGAUUUUGAGUUAAUACCUCCAGCACCUUGUAGACCUCUUCCUGCUGACCCCAGACUAUCCAGAAGCUCGCUGCCAGUAGAAGGAGGAUCACAAACAUCAUCGGACAUCAACUCUCUAAUUGAAAAAUUUGAAAGCAUCUGGCAACCCAUUCACAUCUUUCAAAGGGGCCAGUUAAGUUUAGCUUUUAAGAUGGAAUCAGGAUUGGAUUCUUCACCACAACCAAAUGCAGCAGACCAUGAGCAGAUGACAAGUUCUGGCAGCUCUGCAAGCGAAAGAAGUGAGCCAGGUGAGAAAGAGCCAGAUGUACUAUGCACUGCAGGGCAGUAUAACACAGACUUAAUCAAAAUGAAAGAAUUCAACAUCGGGGAGAGCCAAAACUAUGAGGACCAUUCUCCAGUGAAUCCCAGUGAAGAGCCCAGAGUAGAACACGGGGCUAAAGACACAGCUGCCGAGCAGAAUGGAAAUGGGAAAAUACCAAAUCGAGACAGUGGAAUCGACAGUCCUUCCUGCAGUGUGGCAGGAGAGACCUUUCCAAAUGAAGAGGGAGGGGAGCCCAAGAAAGGUGUUGGAGCUGGAAUCCUGACCAAGAUGGAGUCUGAGGGAAAGGUCAGGAAGUCUUCACCUGCUGAACCCAAGAGAGAUUCGACCCAGGACGAAGACAGUGAUAUUGAUGAGGGGAGUAGUGAAGAGCAGGAGUCAGCUGAAGGUCCAAAGUCAGAAGAUUUAGAUACAGCCAAGUGUACAGAGCCACAAAAGCUAUUCAAUAUUGCAAAUGAACUUCUAAGUACUGAAGAAGCCUAUGUGAAAAGACUGCAUCUUCUAGAUCAGGUUUUUUGUACCAAGUUGGCAGAAGCUGGGAUUCCAUCUGAAGUGACAACUGGCAUUUUCUCCAAUAUUUCUUCAAUCUACUGUUUCCAUGGGAAGUUUCUUCUGCCAGAACUACAAACCCGGAUUACUUGCGAGUGGAAUACUAACCCCAGGAUUGGAGACAUCCUUCAGAAGCUCGCUCCAUUUCUGAAAAUGUAUGGAGAAUAUGUGAAGAACUUUGACAGAGCCAUGGAUAUGGUGAACACUUGGACACAGAGAUCAUCCCCAUUUAAAGAUGUUGUUCAAAACAUUCAGAAGCAGGAGGUGUGUGGGAACCUAACGUUACAACACCACAUGCUGGAGCCAGUACAGAGGAUCCCUCGCUAUGAGAUGCUGCUCAAGGAUUAUCUAAAGAAGCUUCCUGAGGAGUCUCCAGAUAGAAAAGAUGCUGAAAAAUCACUGGAGCUCAUCUCCACAGCAGCAAAUCAUUCAAAUGCGGCUAUUCGUAAGAUGGAAAAGAUGCACAAGCUCUUGGAAGUGUACGAACGGCUGGGAGGUGAAGAAGAUAUUGUUAAUCCCGCCAAUGAGCUCAUUAAAGAAGGACACAUUCAGAAACUCUCUGCGAAGAAUGGCACAGCUCAAGAUAGGUACUUGUUUCUGUUCAAUAAUAUGGUGUUAUACUGUGUGCCCAAACUGAGACUCAUGGGUCAGAAGUUCAGUGUUCGCGAAAGGAUCGAAAUAGCAGGCAUGCAGGUGCAGGAAAGUGUGAAGCAGAAUGCAGCACAUACAUUUAUAAUAACAGGAAAAAAGAGAUCUUUGGAAUUGCAAACUAGAACUGAAGAGGAAAAAAAAGAAUGGAUUCAGGUCAUUUUAGCAACAAUUGAACUGCACAAGCAAAACAGUGAGACAUUCAGAGCUUUUAACACUGCUCUGUCUCAGGAAGAGGACCAUUUACUGGACUCACCUAUGGUGAGCACCUGCUCUGUUGAGUCUAUGGUUGGGGCAGAUGGCUGUGGUGGAUCUGGAGGGUUUGAAUCCAGAAAAUCUUCUAAAAAUAGACGAGAUAAAGAGAAGCAAAUGUGUAAAGGCUGCAGUGAAACUUUUAACUCAAUCACCAAAAGACGGCAUCAUUGCAAGCAGUGUGGCGCUGUGAUCUGUGGAAAAUGUUCGGAAUUUAAGGCCGAUAAUAAUCGCCAGAAUCGUGUUUGCAAAGAGUGUUUCAUUGUGUCGUCCACAAUUCCUAGUAGCCCAGGACCUGAAGCUCUUGGUGAUCAAAAGAAGAAAGUGGAGAAGCCAAAUGUUGCAGCCCCUGAAAACAGCCUGUUUUGCAGCAAUCUCCUGAUCCUUGACAAAGGGAAGGCUUGGAGCAAGGUGUGGGUGACCAUUCCAAAGACUGAUCCUCUGGUAUUGUAUCUGCAAGGGAGCAGCCAGGACGCACGGACUAUCCGGACCAUCCCCCUCCCCGGGUACGAAGUAAGUUUGCCAGGGCCAGCCGAGAAACCGGACCCCAAGCCGCACGUGCUGAAGCUUUGCCAGUCCCACCAGACCAUAUAUUUCAGUGCAGAGGAUGAAGAGCUACAGAUAAAAUGGAUGGACAUUCUCACCAAAGCAGCCAAAGGGGAGAUGGAUGAGCCUGCUGAGGGAGCCAAAAACCCACAGGGCAGUUCGAUGUAGCAGAAUCCAUACUGCUCAAUUACAGUGGCCCUGGAACUUGGGGAUGUGUAUGACUUUCUAUAUUUUCAUGUGUCUGCAUAGAAACUUCAGUGUCGUCUCCGCUCUUUCCAUUAGAGGAGGGACGGGCCCAGGUGGGUUGUCCAGCCUCCAGCAAUUAGGGCCCCUGGGGAAGGAGAGCCCUUCCAUGCCUGGAACUGGGCUGUGGUGCCACCAAGUAGUGGCUCACAUAUGAUAUGGAGUGGCUAAGGGGGGAAGCUGGAGAGGAAAUGGAGGUGGAAAAAAGUAGUAGAAAAAAAGGCCUGGGCCAUUCCAAGAGUCCAUGUGUUCACUCCGUGGAGCUAAAGUCUCCACCAGCUCUUUCUCAGAGCUCACCUGCUUAAUAAUUGUGGUAUUUGUUAAGUGCUUACUGUGUGCCACGCACUGUACUAAGUGCUGGGGUAGAUACACGACCAUCAGGUUGAAUCCAGUCUCUGUCUCACCUGGGGCUCGCAGUCUAAGUAGGAGGGAGAACAAGGUAUCUUAUCCCUGUUUAACUUGUGUUUCUUGACCCUGGCCUAUUUCCUUCCCACCCUGCCACCCAGUAUGCCCUCUCCCAUCUCCGCUCAUGUAAUCACUCCAUCAGUGGUAUUUAUUGAGCACUUACUCUGUGCAGAGUACUGUGCUAAGCACUUGGGAGCAUACAAUACAACAGAGGUGGUAGACACGAUUCCCGCCCUAAAGCCUUACAUACAGGUGAAGGGAGAAGAGAAGUAAGAAGUAUGACAUCGAGUCUUGAGCCUGAACCUUAGGGACUGAAGGAGACCAGGGGUCCAAUUGGUUUCCUCCCCCAUUCCCCUCCUCCCCCGCCGUUGUGUGUGAACUGGCUGUUGCCAUUGCAUAUGUACAAAGGUAGUCGUAGUUGCUGAUGAUGUUCGGUGGUGCUGACCUCAAAGAGAAAGAGGAGAACCGCUCAUUCUGUCCAAUGGUGGGGUCACUAUCACUCUCUUGUUUUGCUAAAUGUCUAUUUCACCAUUCCUUCAGAUUGCUAUUCAGUGCAGAAUGUGGAGUAUGUGAGUAGUUAAGUAAAUCCCAGGUUUAAGCUAAAUGCUUUAAAGGCUUGGAGCUGGUAGGGGGAAUUCUCUCCUCCUUAGCCUUUGUUUGCUGAUAAAAAAUGGUCCCCGUAAAGCAUCAAUCAUGUAGCUAAGUUUUCCUUUGGCUCAAACUGUCGCUUUGCUGGUUUGUGAUGAUCCCUUGUAAAGGAGAAUGCUGUGAAAAAGGACUUGUAAUCAUUUCUACAGCUUUCUGCCGAAAUGAAAAUUUGAAGCUACCUAUAGUGUUGGGAAUUUACCAAAUGUGCUAUGUGUAUUUUUAUAUCCCAACCUUUCUAAUUUCCUUUUUUAAGAUCUAGUGGGUGACUUUUUUUUGUAUACGUAAGGCGUUGCCAAUCAAUGAGAAUAUUUGUAGUCUUCACAGGAAAGGUGGUUUUUUUCAGUUGUUUUGUUCAAUUCUCCAGUAACCUGGGGUUUAUUUAUAAUUUGUACAUAAUGUUUCAUAAGUAUUUCCAAAACUUUAAAAGAUUUUCGCUUGUAACGGAAUUUAGUGCAUAGAGUGCUGAGAUAUCUAAGUGAAUUUGAAUUUCUUGUUAACCAGCAUUUGUUUUGUUCCCAAAGUCCUGUGCUUGUCUAUUUAAAUAAAAACCCUGCAGCCAUCUCUCAAGCCAA